AUGAGGGACGAGGAUGCGCGGGACGAGGAUGUACAGUGCGCGAGGGCGCGGGGCUCGCGCGGGCGUCUGACGGACGCGUGCACGUACCAGCGGCGGUGGAUGCACAUCAACGAUCAGGAAACGCUGCAAGAGCUCAGCGACGACAUUGUUCAAGUCCGUAACGCCUCUGAUGUAUCUUCCAACGAGGAGAUGGUGCGCGCGUGGGACCAGUGGGACGAGACGAGGACGGCGACUUUGCGCAUGGACAAGUCAUCUCGAACGAUACAAAGUGGAUUUUACCCGAUCGGCCAUGACGCCCUCAUUGACCUCGUUGAUGGCUGGGGCCCUUUUGCGCCUCAAUCUCCAUUCAAAUUGGAUCAACUGUCUCUCGGGCAGCUGUCUGAAAUUGCGUUCCUUUUCGGGGGCGUUGGAGACGGUCGACACGUCCUCAGCACCCUUUGCGGUCUGCACGUUGCGUAUAGAGAGCUUGACAAGAAGAAGCGGAAGAAGUUCCACGCCCACUUUACUCUUCUCGACAUUCACGGCGGCAUGUUGGCUCGCGAUAUCUCCAUUCUUCUUCUCAUAGACCAACUUACCCGAAGCAUGAGCGCAACUGCACGUGCGGAGAUAAACGCGACGCUGAUGUACACGUUUUGUGGUGUGGUUAUGCCGUCAUACUGCUAUGACAGAAUGCAAGUCCUCUGGAAGGACUUGGAGAAGCGCCUUUCCGCCACGCCCCCGGAUCUCCCUACGUGGCUCCAUGUCGCACCUGAAGCGAUCGGUGCGGUGUUACAGGUUCUUAAGUUUUGGAUAAACGAACAGAAGUCGACAAAGGAGCUCCUCGAUAGACAUGCGCAUAUGACUCUGCAAGGACGCUUGUUUCAACAAGUCGGAUCUCUAGCAACGCAUGCAGACGACGCGAACGACACGCAGGAGAAGAUAUCGACACGACGCGAGCGCCUGAAGCAGCACUAUCUGGCCAUCUCGGAUGAAGAGCUCAUGGCCACGCCAUUCGGGAGUUCGGGACAACCAAUCGCACACGCACGCGUGUUAUGGAACAACGUGGUCGAUAAAAUGGUGGACAAAGCACUUAAGGAGAGGACGCCGGAACUUGUUCCACUCGAACAUGCAUGGUAG
Molecule: messenger RNA, 1116 nt
Organism: Epithele typhae
Lineage: Eukaryota; Fungi; Basidiomycota; Agaricomycetes; Polyporales; Epitheliaceae
Exons: 6
Coding region: 1-1116 (371 amino acids)
Source: RefSeq, a predicted model, not a curated record